This is a messenger RNA of Zea mays, 873 nucleotides long. RefSeq lists its product as uncharacterized. Gene Ontology annotation, cellular component: endoplasmic reticulum membrane; signal peptidase complex. The transcript is spliced from 2 exons. Gene Ontology annotation, biological process: anther wall tapetum development. The record is from RefSeq and is marked provisional. The coding region runs from base 230 to 568 and encodes 112 amino acids. Lineage: Eukaryota; Viridiplantae; Streptophyta; Magnoliopsida; Poales; Poaceae.
CGCCACGGCAGCAAGCGAAGCGAGCCUAGCCAGCCAAACCGGGGCCAGGCCAGGCCGCCAGGGGGACGGGACGGGAAGGAAACCGAGGCAGGCGGCGGCAGCGGCAGCGGCAGCGGUAGCAGCAGCGCAGGGCGCACGCGCUUCUCGUUUCGUGUCGCCAGGGGAAGGAGGAGGAGCGAGUGGGUUGGGGGAUCGGCUGGCGGCCGAGGGUCCGGGAGCUGCGGGCGGCAUGGGGAGGGACGAGAUGCUACGGCGUAGCCUCGUGGCGCUGGCGGCGGCCGUGGCGCUCACGGGGCUGGCCACGGCGUCGCUGCGCAAGGCGGCGGUCACGUACGGCUUCGGCAUCCUCGCCAUCGCCGGCGUCCUGCUCCCGGACUGGGAGUUCUUCGACCGCGACUACUCCCAGUGGCUAACCCCCAUGCCCGCCUCCCGCCGCACGGCCGCCGCCGCGGCUGCCGACCGGGAGCACGACGUCUGGAAAUUCAAGCCGUAUCCUCUCCGGGUGGCCAUGCUGACGACGAUCUACGGGUUCGGUCUUUACAAGUGGUGGAUGUACGUAUCUAGCUAGUGUGGGUCGUCCACUCGUCCUCUCCCCCCUUGCCGUUCCUCAUUGUGAGCAGAUGCGAUAGAUGGAGUAUAUUGCCUGGCUAAUAUGCUGCUGAUAGCCUGAUAUGAAGAACCACCCUCAAGACAGGUUGAUGUAUGUAAUGUAACGAGCGGGUUUUUGUGAUGCGCAAACGCCACGCCAAUCAUUCUUAUCUGGAAACAUGAAUCUAGGUUUUAUUCUUUCUCCCCCUUUGUCACUCCUUCGGUCUUCCUUGUUCCAUCAUCAUAGCUUCCCAAGGGCUACAUGAACAUGAAUCUUACAGUUUG